Messenger RNA from Melopsittacus undulatus (budgerigar), 672 nucleotides. It is a transcript of the gene DYNLT4, whose product is annotated as dynein light chain Tctex-type 4. The record is from RefSeq and is a predicted model, not a curated record. Gene Ontology annotation, biological process: microtubule-based movement. The transcript has a single exon. Gene Ontology annotation, cellular component: cytoplasmic dynein complex; cytoplasm. Gene Ontology annotation, molecular function: dynein intermediate chain binding. Lineage: Eukaryota; Metazoa; Chordata; Aves; Psittaciformes; Psittaculidae. Bases 1 to 672 code for a protein of 223 amino acids.
AUGGCUGAGCAGCCCUUCGCAGAGGUGUCCGUGCCAGCCCAGGGGAUGGCUGCAGACAACACCGAAGCCCACCCGCUCCGAACCACCCGCCGUGGGUCCCAGCCCCACGCACGGGGCACGGAGGAAGGCAAACCGCCGCUUCUGCUCUCCCGCCGCAGCUCCAUCCUCAGCACCCUGCCAGCAGCCCUGGCCAGCCGCCGCAGCUCGCUGGGGGCAGCCCCGGGGGGCAGGCGCCCCUCCAUUGGCCCCUGGAUGCUCCACAGACGCGUGAGCUUUUCCGGGUUGUCCCUGUUCCAGCCCAUCCUCAAGACCCGCCUGGAGAACACGUACAGGAUAGGACCAGAUGAAGGCUGCAAGUUCAAUGCAGGGCGGGUGCAGCGGGUGCUGGAGGGAGCCUUGACGGGUGCCCUUGAGACCAUGGUCUACACGCCCCAGGGCAGUGCACUGCUGGUCCAGAACCUGGUUGAGAUGCUGCAGAGCAGAGCAAAGGAGGUGGUGCCGCCCCGGUACAAGCUGGUCUGCCACGUGCUGCUGGGGCAGCAGGCACAGCAGAGCCUGCUGGUGGCCAGCCAGGCACUGUGGGACCCCGAGAGUGACAGCUUUGCCUCCGCCACCUUCUCCAAUGCUUCCCUCUUUGCUGUGGCCACAGUGCAUGGGGUCUACUUUGAGUAG